Messenger RNA from Tachysurus vachellii, 2892 nucleotides. RefSeq names its product adaptor related protein complex 1 subunit mu 1 (gene ap1m1). Gene Ontology annotation, cellular component: clathrin-coated vesicle; clathrin adaptor complex. Gene Ontology annotation, molecular function: clathrin-cargo adaptor activity. The transcript is spliced from 12 exons. Lineage: Eukaryota; Metazoa; Chordata; Actinopteri; Siluriformes; Bagridae. Bases 148 to 1419 code for a protein of 423 amino acids. Gene Ontology annotation, biological process: intracellular protein transport; vesicle-mediated transport. The record is from RefSeq and is a predicted model, not a curated record.
UACAACACUUCAUAGCAAAAAAUCCGUAUUUGUCACUGAUGCCGUCAUUUCAUUAACGUUUAUCAGAAACUCACGACUGACCACAGUAGGAUUGUUUGGAUUUUAAAACCACCCGCUUCGCCUUGAAGCGUUCUCUAAACAUCCGAAAUGUCAGCCAGCGCAGUUUAUGUGUUGGAUCUGAAAGGCAAGGUCCUAAUUUGCCGUAACUACCGCGGCGAUGUGGACAUGUCUGAGAUCGAACACUUCAUGACUCUGCUGAUGGAUAAGGAGGAGGAAGGCACUCUGUCUCCCAUCCUGGCACAUGGAGGUGUUCGCUUCAUGUGGAUCAAACACAACAAUCUGUACCUUGUUGCCACGUCUAAGAAAAAUGCCUGCGUCUCUUUGGUUUUCUCGUUCCUGUAUAAAAUCGUGCAGGUUUUCUCCGAGUAUUUUAAGGAGCUGGAGGAGGAGAGCAUCCGAGAUAACUUUGUCAUCAUUUACGAGCUGCUGGACGAGCUCAUGGAUUUCGGCUAUCCCCAGACGACAGACAGCAAAAUCCUGCAGGAAUACAUCACACAAGAGGGGCACAAGUUAGACACGGGAGCUCCUCGUCCACCCGCCACCGUCACCAACGCUGUGUCCUGGAGGUCAGAGGGCAUCAAGUACAGGAAGAACGAGGUUUUCCUGGACGUCAUCGAGUCCGUCAACCUUCUGGUCAGCGCCAACGGAAACGUCCUCCGCAGCGAGAUCGUGGGCUCCAUUAAAAUGCGAGUGUUUCUUUCAGGCAUGCCCGAGCUGCGUCUGGGUCUCAACGACAAGGUCCUGUUCGAAAACACUGGACGAGGGAAGAGUAAGUCUGUAGAGUUGGAGGACGUGAAGUUUCACCAGUGUGUACGGCUCUCACGCUUUGAGAACGACCGCACCAUCUCCUUUAUCCCUCCAGACGGCGAGUUUGAGCUCAUGUCCUACCGCCUUAACACACACGUGAAGCCUCUGAUCUGGAUUGAGUCUGUGAUUGAGAAACAUUCACACAGCAGAAUCGAGUACAUGAUAAAGGCCAAAUCGCAAUUUAAACGCCGCUCUACAGCCAAUAACGUGGAGAUCCAUAUCCCAGUGCCCACGGACGCAGACUCGCCCAAGUUUAAGACUACAGUGGGGAGUGUGAAGUGGGUCCCUGAAAACAGCGAGAUCGUCUGGUCCAUUAAAUCUUUUCCUGGAGGUAAGGAAUAUCUGAUGAGGGCACACUUUGGCCUGCCUAGUGUGGAAGCUGAGGAUAAAGAAGGAAAGCCACCGAUUAGCGUUAAGUUCGAGAUCCCUUACUUCACUACCUCUGGAAUUCAGGUGCGUUACCUGAAGAUCAUCGAGAAGAGUGGCUACCAGGCUCUCCCAUGGGUACGAUACAUCACCCAGAAUGGAGACUAUCAGCUCCGGACUCAGUAGUAGAACUUCACUCGUCUCCUGCCGUGUGAGCCAUGUGGACUCGGAUCUCUCUUUGUGUCUGUAUCUCUCUCUCUCUCUCUCUCUCUCUCUCUCUCUCUCUCUCUCCCUCUCUCUCUCUCCUUCUUUCUCUCUCCCUCUCUCCAUUCUCUGUCUGCAAAGUUUGAGACGACCCAAACUGGUUUCCUGAUCGUCUCUACAAACACCGCUCAGCCAACACAGCGAUUCAUUUGAAGCUCUUUCAAAUGACUCUUUUGAAUCAACGUCCCUGAUUCAUACACAAAUCAAUUAGCUGAUUUUACGGCAUGAAGUGGCGAGCUGCUCCGAGAUGUCUCUCAGUCACACGAGUCUCUCAGGCCUGCUAUGACACAGGUCGUGUUUGUUUGUUUGGUGUUUUUUGUUGUUGUUGUUUUUAUUUGCGGACCAUCAGUGUCUCUUUCUGUAUGUUUGUGUUCAGACAUGUUCUUUCUGUUCACGGUCAAUGGCAGGAGAGCCGUUUUACUCGUAACCAGCUUCAAACAAUCCUCAGUAGUAUUUCAGUGUAAUAUUAGGUGUGUGUUCACAGGAGUGUUUACAGUGCACAUGUAGGUUGGACCAUUUACUAAUAGAGGUGGAUAAAUCGUGCAUUUUAUUAGCUAGAUCAUCAGGCAAGGAAAAGGCAAGUGUGUUUCAGGGCUCUGUAAGAACCAGUGGUCUAUAACUGUGUAGAAUGAAUAGAAGUGUGUUAUUUGUGACACAUGAGUGCAGAUCUUGUAGAAUGUCAUCAUGUUAUCCAGCCUUUAAAUGUACCUGAAAAUCCGCUUGUCCUUUCUGCCUGGCUAGCGAUUUGUCCACCUCUGAUUAAACACACGUUCAGAAAUGUUUUGUGUUACUGAUGCUUAACAUUUAAACACCGUUAUUUUAAAGUCUGCUCCAGAUUCAACAGUUACAUCAGUCAUCCAAAUCACAGGUCAAUCAAUUCCUCUGCUAUUCUCUUGAUAUUCUCACCGACUGUAUACACUGUACUGUGUUUAUUAGUUGUUUCGUUUGUUUUUCAGUAUUAGCAGUAGAGCUCAAGAUGUUGGUCUCUAAAUGAUAUCACAGUCAUGUUUACCACAAAACUUAUAUGAAUGAUGAUGAUGAAGAUGAUGAUGAUGAUACCACCAUUGUUCACCAAAACGGUGCUCGCUGCCAUUUGCAACAUUUCCAAUUCCUUUUACUAACAUUGUGCCAUUUUAGGAUGUGUGAUUAAUAGAAACCUCUCUACACUCUGUUUGAGCUAAGCAGCAUACGAUGUGUGUGUAUAUGUGUUUCUCUGUUGUGCUGCCUAUAUAUCUGACCUGAUUGGAAAUAAAAAAAACUAUUUGUAAUCGCUCUCAAGACGACGCGUGCCCUGUACGGUCGGAGGCGGAGCGAGGCACAUGCAUGCGUUCUCCUGAACGUUACACAAAUCCCUUCUCGGUAAAUAAAACAAAAAUGAAGUUCCUCUUUUCUCAA